Molecule: messenger RNA, 633 nt
Organism: Striga asiatica
Lineage: Eukaryota; Viridiplantae; Streptophyta; Magnoliopsida; Lamiales; Orobanchaceae
Source: the annotation of a GenBank genome assembly
AUGGACCAACACAUCCUCCUCCAAUUGGGCAUCCUGAUUCUAACCCUAGCCAUCUUCUACGUCCUCCACAGCCUCCCCAAACGGGCCUUCUCAAAGCUCCGAUCGAAAGCCCAGCCCAACACUCAGGCCCACCGCCACUUCAUACAGGGCGCCCAGCUCCUGUCCCGGGCCCGAUCUACAAAAUCCAAAUCCUCCGCCCUCAACCUCGCCAAGUCCGCCGCCGGCGAAGCCGACAAGGCACUGGCCCUGGAGCCAAGGGACCCCGCGGCCCACAUCCUGAAGGCCAUGGCCCAGAGCCUGAUGGGCCACAAGGCUUCGGCCCUCAAGUCACUGGACGCGGCUCUAUCGCCGCCGGCGGUGAAGAUGCUGUCCGGUAGGGAGAAGGGAGAUGCUCUGUUGAGGCGGGCCGAGCUGCAGAUCGAGCUGAACCGGAGGAGACGGGUCGACUCGGCAAUUGACGACCUGGUCGAAGCGGUCGGGUUGAGCCCGGACAAUUCCAAGGCUUUCUGCCUAUUGGGCCAAUCUUACGAGACUAAAGGAUUGAGAGACGAGGCUAGGAAUGCUUUUGUUGAGGCGCUAAAAAUUGAGCCCAACUUGAAGGAGGCCCGGGAUGGAUUGGCUCGUUUAGGCUGA